Esox lucius (northern pike) is the source of this 3436-nucleotide messenger RNA. RefSeq names its product MORN repeat-containing protein 1. The record is from RefSeq and is a predicted model, not a curated record. Lineage: Eukaryota; Metazoa; Chordata; Actinopteri; Esociformes; Esocidae. Bases 9 to 1625 code for a protein of 538 amino acids. The transcript is spliced from 15 exons.
CAAGCAAGAUGGCGGCAAUCAAAAAACAAACAAGAAACCCCCGUUAUGUCGGAGAAGUUCAAAAUCUUGUCCGAAACGGGUUUGGCGUGUAUGUGUAUCCAAACAGCUUUUUUCGCUAUGAGGGAGAAUGGAAUAUGGGCAAAAAACAUGGCCUCGGAAAGCUCUUGAUGAAAGAUGGAAGUUACUACGAGGGCGAAUUUACCCAAGGGGAGAUAGAAGGGACCGGAUCGAGGUUCUGGGCAAAAACUGGGGAUUUCUAUUCUGGCCAGUUCAGCGCAGGCGAGCUUCAUGGCUGUGGCGUGCUGCAGAAAAGCAAUGGAGAGAGAUACGAGGGAGAGUUCUCCCAUGGACUCCGGGAUGGCCAGGGGUUCCUGCUGGACAAGGAUGGACAAACAUACAAGGGUUCCUUUCAUCAAAACAAGAGACACGGUGAAGGGCAAAUGACCUACAGGAGUGGUGAUCAUUAUGAAGGAGGCUGGCUUGUGGACCGGCGACAAGGCCAUGGAGUGUUACGCUGUGCGGAUGGAUCGAUGUAUGAUGGCCAGUGGCGUAAUAACCUCUUCAGUGGCCAGGGGACCUUGAUCCAUUGUUCCGGGGUCAUCUACGAGGGGAUGUGGACCAACGGCAGACCGCUGGGUGGUGCGUCGAAAAUUGUGAUUGAGGGAGGUGACGUCCUGGAGGUCUUCCAAGAUUCUCCUUUCUCCGUGGAAGUGCACCUGCAUACGGAGGCGGGAGGGAGGACUACGGGUGAAAGCGGCAGAGUCCUACGAAUAACAGCUGGUGUCAGACUCUGUGGUCUACCUCCAUCAACGACUCCAGCCUGCCUGCUGAGAAGGGAUGAUAUCAAUGAAACCCCUAUACCUACUCCGUUUGGCUUUCAGGUUGUCAGCUACCCUUUGAUGGAGAGAGCCUUUAAAAGCCAGGACUUCAGAGGCACUACAGCUCCCGUGGUUGACAUGGCGGCGAGGGCGGCCAAAUCGGGGUCGACGCGGGCCGGAUCGCCUCGGCUCCCUCAGGGCCAACAGGAGUCUGGAAGCGGAUCAGACGGGCAACCAAUGGGGGGUGGUACCCCCAGUUCCCUGGAAGGAGAGGCAGUGGGUGGGGAGCAGAACCAGUCCAGUGAAGGGGAAUCGUCUGCCAUCACGGAAUCUCUGUCAGGACUCUUUCUUGGACAGGAAGAGGACUUUUUACCACCUCCAGCCAAUCAGAGGGUAGAAGAUGGCCAAGCCAAAUUCCAAAAUCUGCUGUUGGCACCUCCCCCUCCUGACUUCAUCCCCUAUCAGCUGAUGGAUGAGUUGGAAAAGGUGGAUGAUGGUUCACUUGCUCAACGUCUGAUAGCCUCAGUUAGGCAUUUACCUAGAAACAUCAAGAGGCUGUCCAAUAAAGCACCCAGCGAAAAACAGAGCCUUUCUCAGGACAAGACCUCGGACAGCAGGUCAAACUUAAAGAAAAGUGCCAUGGACAGUACAAGCCCCAGACCAGGUGAAUAUGUGAUUAUGGUGACAGAGGUAACCAAACCACCGUUUCAAGGCCAGGCCUUACCUCCAGCGUUUGCCCUCCUGCGACUGUAUCCCGCCAAGACCCGAAGUAAAAACACCCGGACAGAUAAAACCAUGAGCAAAUGACGUCCUUCUCAACGCAUCGGGGACUUUCAUAGAAGACGUUCUUAGAGAAGCAUUACGCAGCCCUCAGCACUCAGAAAUGUACAGUGAGCUAACGUUUUGUUUUGGCGUCGCCUGUAGCGGCCAUCUCGACAUUUAAUAGUCCCUGUUGUUAUUGCAUGGUCAUGUUUUCAGUGUAGAAGUAUCCAAUGUAAUUUCUGAGACAGUUGCAUUAACCUGUGCCAUUACGCCAACAAAUGACUGUGAAUUGAAAAGAGGGUGUUUCUCAAUGACACUGAACAGCCGAGUUUAUCCUUCAAUGAAAAUGCCCUCAGUUAUUCUAACGAGGUUCUAUAAGAAUGGAAGCUGCCAGUAGUGAAUGGCAAUUACCCAACGACGGCAAGGCUGCAUAGGAUUGUGGUUAUUCCCAGGCUGUGCUUGUGUGUGUGUGUGUCUGUGUGUGUCUGUGUGUGUCUGUGUGUGUGUGUGUGUGUGUGUGUGUGUGUGUGUGUGUGUGUGUGUGUGUGUGUGUGUGUGUCUGUGUGUGUGUGUUUAUUCUCACCCAUUUUACAUGUGCUGAAGUGUGUCAUUCCUGAGAUGUGUUCAGAUAUCUCUGAGACGUCACUUCAUUCUGCUCCACCAAGACUCCCCUUUGUCUCCAGGUGAUAUUAAUCAUUUGAUAAAUCAGGGUGUCACGCUCUUUAAUGUCUUUGUUCCCACCCUCUCCGAUCCCUGUGUUCCAGUUUUACUGGGCGGGUUGACUUCCGUUAUGAGGUCAUGGUCUCUGAGGCCCACUCCCUCUGCUCCAUCAGAUGAAGACAUUGGAAGUGCAUGCUUCCAUACUAUUUAGUAUGAGUGAAAAAACAUCUGCAGUCAACUGGUUUACUCUGCAUAUAGGGCUGGUUUCGUGGGCACAGGUGAAGCCUAGUGCUGGACAAAAACGUCUGAAAAGACCAGGAUGUCCGACUAUUACUGUCAAUGCAAAAUGAUGUACGUGACCAUAAUUGCCAUGUUUUACUAUUGGAAGAGGCCUGACACAAUACGUACCUUAACAUCAUUUUCACCCUGUAAUAAACAUGACCAGUAUUUACCAGCUAUUAACAGAGUUAUGGGGGAGACUUUUUUUUUUUUUUAUGUGGAGGCAUCGUCGUUCACCAAUGGGUCCCUGACCAGUCUGUGACAUCCACCAUCUGAGAUGGUUUCUGCAGUUCGAAACCGAUAUCAGGUCGCAUUCUUGAACAGUUUUUUUUAAACUUUUGGAGCAGCUGUUAUUUCGUUUCAUUUAAUUCACAUUAUAUUAAAUUAAAUACCACACUCUGAACAAACGUCUGCCAUUGAUUGAGGCAUGAGGAAUUCCAAAAAAUAAUUGAAAUUUGAAGAGAAGAGUUACAGUUCGACGAACUCCAACAUAGUGAUCCCCGUAGCAACAAGCAACACAAUCAGACUCUGGCACAUUCACAGUCGAACCUACUGGAAUUACAUGUCACUGGAAACUCUUUGCCCCAAUGAGGCUUUUGGAGAGUCCAUAAAACAAAGGGAUGGAAGCUCCAGGGUUCAGGCAGAGUUACUGUGUUCAUAUGUCUUUGAGUUUCCAGGUCCUGUUCUUCCAUGCGAAACCCUUUGAUUGCUUCGAUUUCCUUCAUACAAAAUGUAUACACUUGCAGUAUGAAUGAGAUUUUCCAGAAGUUGUUAGCGGUUUGCUCCUGCUGUCAUUUUUUCCCUCCCCCUGUCCCAUAAUGUGGGGAACAAAACCAUAUGCACUCACGGUAAGCUGACGUGUUAGCUAUGUUGAUAACAACAAUAAAGAAAAUAUGAAACAUUUGAAAUAGUGAACA